UGCUUUGUUAUAGGCAGCGCCGGCGACGGAGAGAGUUCGUUUCAAGGCACGAAGCCGGCGAAUAGGUCUCGCCGGAGUGGCCAAAGGUGCAACGAACAAUCGCGGCGGAUAUGAGCAUCAUUCCGAUUCUGCUUUGAUUAAGGAUCUUAGAGAAGUUUUAAUUGAGGUAAUGAGAUGAAGAUGAGAAAAGAAUGUCGGCUAUGGUGGCCACGUAACCUCUCUUCAGUUCAACCUGCUUCGUGCCAGUUACUUUUUGGAUGGAUUUUUCAGUCUUCCUCAAAUUCAGUUGAUAUUGUAGUGGCAGUUGCAGUAAAUAAGGAAGCUAUUUCUUUGAUUCAGCCACGUCUUCAGAGGAUUGUGCAUGAUACAAAUGAAAGCAUGUCAACUUCUCUUCAAGAUCAGUGUACAUUCUCUUUACUUGGACAAGUUGCAGCAGAUACGAAGGGAAACUGUCAAAUACCAAAAAUUGGAAGUGAAGAAUGUUAUCAAAAUGGUAUUCGAAAGGAUGCAGAUUUACUUGUACAGGAUAUUGGUCAACUGAGAUGUUCUUGCUGCAACAGUAACGGGGAAUUAGACCAUUCUAGGUUUGUUUAUCCGGAAAAGAGUAGCUGGAUCCAGCUUGGAUAUUUUCCUUGUAAUUACAUCAUUAAAGGUUCCAAAUGGUUCCCUAAACUACACUAUAUGCGUUUGGAUGGGAUAGAUGCAUCUCAUAUUGAUCUCCACGUUAUGCUCUAUGAUACUCCUACAUAUGGUAAUCAUCAUUUUUCCUUGGGUUUUCCAUGGCCACCUAAUCCAAUGAGAGCUUCUAUGAAGAGUCCUAAGUGGGUUGAAGAACUUCAUAAAAGGCGAUCAUUCACUGACUCGGAAGUUGUAAUUUUGGCAAUCAACAGCGCAAAUGCUGCCAAACUCUUACUCGAGAAACAUGUAGGCCUUCCGAGACGUGCUGUUCGGUUGCCCUUUUUUCACCUGUGUUUUUCUAUUGCAUGGAAAUUGCUUGCACUAGCAGUGGCGUCAUUGUCCACCUCUUUCUAUAUCACCCUGCAAUGCAUUCAUAUAAUUCUUUGCUACGGAUCACAGUCUUGGUUACUUCUAAUGUUACCGAAGUUAUUCAGCAACACUUGUAAGAAUAUACAUAUCAGAUGUUGCCAAAUAUUAUAUUGGCCAGUCCUCCUUAAACCUGAUGUUGUUAGGUCUUGGACAUGUGUGGAGUAUGAAGAGAAGGCUGCAUGUCGUAGGCACUCCAUGUGGAUGAGUGCAACAGUGGAUCUUCUUUUGGGAUCCAUUCUUGGCUUUUGGUUACUAGGUCUUGCAGAAACUUGUGGCUUAUGGAUAUCGAACAUUUCUAAUGGAAUUACAAACUCUUUGUUGCGAACUGGCUGUGUUUGGUUGAUGGGAGUCCCUGCCGGUUUCAAGUUGAACACAGAGUUGGCUGAAGUCCAUGGUGUGGUGUCUCUUAAUGCGAUUCAAAUUUGGUCUACUCUUUGGCUCUCCUUGGAUUCCUUCCUUGUCCAUUUUAUCAAAGGACUUGCUAUUUUAGCAAUUCUUUUUGGCUUGACGACAUCUGCUGCUCUUACUAUGGAUAUUAUCCUGCUUGCAACCUCACAUUUAUCACUACUUCACUGGUUGACAUCAAAUAUCUAUUCUGCUCAGAUACAGUCUAUAGCAGCUUUGUGGCGCUUGUUCAGGGGUCGAAAAUGGAAUCCUCUUCGUCAGAGAUAUGAUAGCUAUGACUACAGCGUUGAACAACAUGUAGUUGGAGCGCUCCUCUUCACUCCUCUUUUACUUCUUCUGCCAACAACUUCGGUUUUCUAUACAUUCUUCACUAUUAUGAAGGCUACUAUCAGCUCUCUCUGCAGCAUAAUUGACAUUGCCAUUGCCAUCAUUCACGCAACACCUUAUCCAGAAAUUCUAUUUUGGUCUAUGAGACGGUCAAGAUUUCCAUCUGGAAUAUGGUUCCAGAUUUUAUCUCGAGAAGCUAAUCAGUCUGGUGUUUUGGUCUCAGUUCUUCAUAGCAACUUCUUGAAUAUAAGGCAGAUAGUAUCUCACCACUACAGAACUGUAUUCUCCACAGUUUCAGGGUCUUUUGCUGCUUCGAUAGCUCAUAGAAUUCUCACGGGUAAAAGCAUUCCAUCUACAUUAGGAAUACGUUUCCCUUCCAAAAUGCGAUGGAUGUUCAUACCUUACAAGUCGUAUUGGUACCUUUGUUAUGAUGCGGUUCUUGCUUGCCAGCCUUGGGUAUAACUCUAGUGACUUUCAACAACUCCAAUUCACCAUGUGUAAGCUACUGAGCUUUAUUAUUGUUCCUUUUUUAACCUUUCUAUUGCAUAUUGAUUAGAUUGGCUAAACAAUGGUCUAUUUUAGAUAAACCUAUAUUUGUUAUGUUUAUGAAAAAAAUAUCCGCAAAUGUGUAAUGAAAUAUCCCCUGCUCUAGUUUACGAGAUUUUUUUUUGAACAAUU
Messenger RNA from Impatiens glandulifera, 2457 nucleotides. RefSeq names its product phosphatidylinositol N-acetylglucosaminyltransferase subunit Q. The coding region runs from base 175 to 2241 and encodes 688 amino acids. Gene Ontology annotation, biological process: GPI anchor biosynthetic process. The record is from RefSeq and is a predicted model, not a curated record. The transcript has 10 exons. Lineage: Eukaryota; Viridiplantae; Streptophyta; Magnoliopsida; Ericales; Balsaminaceae. Gene Ontology annotation, cellular component: membrane.